Messenger RNA from Botrytis sinoallii, 1815 nucleotides. RefSeq lists its product as uncharacterized. The transcript is spliced from 6 exons. Lineage: Eukaryota; Fungi; Ascomycota; Leotiomycetes; Helotiales; Sclerotiniaceae. Gene Ontology annotation, cellular component: membrane; endomembrane system. Bases 1 to 1815 code for a protein of 604 amino acids. The record is from RefSeq and is a predicted model, not a curated record.
AUGCCGGCCGGAACAGCUCCUCCAGCUGCGGGUGCGCAAGCCCAAGAAGGCGCCUAUGAUCAAAUCCGCUUUAUGAAUGUCCCAGCAAACAAUGGUGAAAUCCCCCCAUAUCUUGCGCGACCAGACAAAUUAGAUGAAGGAGCAGUAUGGAGUCCCAUUCCUCAGAGAAUUGCACCGAUGUGGCCUACGGAUAGUCCUCUCGACAUCACUAUUGUUGUUUCCCCCACUUUUGUAGCGGAACCUAUUGCAAAAGUACCAAAGGAGAGAAUCGUACUGGAUGAGACUGGAUUCGCAUUUGGAGAUUACAACCAACACCGAUCGAUUGAUGCGAGCUUCGAUGUUCCAUCUGAGGUGCAGAAUAAUGGUACACUUUGGGGUCACUUCUAUAUUGGAAUUUCUGGAAGUAAACUGGAUCCUGCUACACCCGGCUAUGAUCCUACAAGGGCAUUUCACUUUGUGCAUCCUCUCACCCAAUACAUUGCGCAAAAGAAAAUCAGAAAGACCAAAAAUCUUUUGGCAGCUGCUGAAGAGACGGAUGAGCCUGAAGAGGAAAUUCCUACUGGGCCUGUAAUCAAAUCUCACUAUCAUCCUAACUUUACAAUGUCCUUCAUUCCAGAUUCUGGCGUCAUGGACUUUCCAUCUUUACAUCCUGCUGUUCGUCAAUAUGUUCAUUUGGAGGCAAGUGGAGCUAGAGAUGGCACCGGACUCAAUGGAUGGUACUAUCCACUACUCUUCGUCAACACCUUUUGGCAAUUGAAGACUCACAUGACAGUACUCAAUUCAACCGUCACCAGACUUCCCAUUCAUAUUGACCUGCAAGACUUUGCCAAUUGGAAAUUUACCUUGAUGGCAAGUAUGGACGAAGGUGCGAAACAGACCGCCAGAAAUGCUGCUCAAGGACAAGCACCACCCGGUGGCGGAGACGGUAGUGAGUUUGAGAUGAUCAAGGAAGUUUUAUUAGAUACCAAUAUAUAUCUUUUGGCCACCACGGUCAUCGUUAGUAUUUUCCACAUGAUCUUCGAGAUGAUGGCCUUCAAAUCCGACAUCAGCCAUUACCGAAACAAGAAGAACAAUGUUGGAAUUUCAGUUAGAUCGAUCCUCGGAAACGUCUUCAUGCAAGGUGUUAUUUUCUUGUACUUGAUGGACAACAAUGAGAACACUAGUUGGAUGAUUUUGUUCACUCAAGGAAUGGGGAUUGUACUCGAGUUCUGGAAGAUCACCACGGUGGUCAAUGUUCGUAUUCGCGAUGCACCAAAUUCGAUCAUACCAUACCGCAUCGCUUUUGAAGAUAAACAUGUCCUCUCCGAGACGGAAGAAAAGACCAAGGAGUACGAUGCAGUUGCUUUCAAGUAUAUGUACAUGAUUGCUGUUCCACUUCUUAUCGCCUAUGGAGCAUACUCCUUGAAAUACGAAAGUCACAAAUCUUGGUAUUCUUUCGUAAUCGCAACUCUUGUCGGAUCUGUCUACGCAUACGGAUUCUUGAUGAUGGUCCCUUCAUUGUACAUCAACUACCGACUCAAGAGUGUUGCACAUAUGCCAGGUAGAGCGAUGAUGUACAAGUUCUUGAAUACAUUCAUCGACGAUCUCUUGCAUUCACUAGUUGACUACACCAGAGUCAAUGAAUUUGGACAAGGAGGUGACGAUGAAGAGGUUGAGGAGAAGAUUGCGAAUCAACCUUUGAAGAGUAUCCCGGGCGCUGAUGCGACCGUCAAGGAGGGGCUUGAAGGUGCCAAGAUCGCCGAGAACAAGGCAGAUGCAGUAAUUGGCAAAGCUACAGGAAGUUCUAAGAAAGGCGGAGCAACGAAAAGAAAGUGA